Messenger RNA from Alternaria postmessia, 1341 nucleotides. RefSeq lists its product as uncharacterized. The transcript has 2 exons. NCBI's taxonomy places the organism in Eukaryota, Fungi, Ascomycota, Dothideomycetes, Pleosporales, Pleosporaceae. The coding region runs from base 1 to 1341 and encodes 446 amino acids. The record is from RefSeq and is a predicted model, not a curated record. Gene Ontology annotation, cellular component: cytoplasm. Gene Ontology annotation, molecular function: kinase activity; ATP binding; ATP hydrolysis activity.
AUGUCCUCGGCAGGCCGCAGAACGCACUACGAACCGCCAUGGGGCAACGCGAGUAUUAUUGGUGUAGCUGGCAGCUCGGGAUCUGGAAAAACAUCUCUGGCAAUGGCUAUCGUGGCGUCUCUGAACUUGCCAUGGGUUGUCAUCCUGUCUAUGGAUUCGUUCUACAAGCCCUUGACACCAGAGCAAUCUGCAGCGGCUUUCCGAAACGAGUUUGACUUCGAUUCGCCAGACGCUAUAGACUUCGAUAUCCUGGUCGAGCGCCUGAAAGACAUCAAGAACGGCAAAGUGGCUGAAGUUCCCAUAUACUCCUUCCAGAAGCACGCCCGCCUUUCCAAGACGACGACAAUCUACUCUCCCCACGUCAUAAUCCUGGAAGGCAUCUUCGCUCUGCAUGAUCAACGCGUGCUCGAUCUCUUGGAUCUCAAGAUUUUUGCCGAAGCCGAUGCCGACCUGUGUCUCUCGCGACGUCUCGUGCGGGAUGUGAAAGAACGUGGCCGAGACAUUGAAGGAUGCAUCAAACAAUGGUUCUCCUUUGUAAAGCCCAACUUCUACAAAUAUGUUGCCCCACAAAGGGAGAUUGCUGAUCUUAUCAUUCCAAGAGGUAUCGAGAACAAGGUCGCAAUCACCAUGGUGAGCAAUCAGGUUCGGCAGACGCUAGAGAGUAAGAGCAUACAACAUCAGACGGAGCUAAGACGACUGGGAAAGAUAGCGGAAGAUAGUCCUUUGAGUGGGAAUGCUAUCGUGCUGAAGCAGACGAAUCAGGUCAAGGGGAUGCAUACCCUGUUGCUGAACCCAAGCACACCGAAAGAGGACUUUGUGUUCUACUUUGACCGCAUGGUGGCGCUUUUGAUAGAAACCGCUGCGGAUUUCUUGCCUUUCACGCCGCAUGAGGUCACUACACCUCAGGACUACAAGUACCAGGGGCUAAAGAAGGUUGCAGAAGUUAGUGCUGUUGUGGUGCUACGUGGUGGAAGUGCAUUCGAAACGGGCCUUCGACGGACGAUUCCAGACUGCAGGACUGGCAGGGUUUUGAUCCAAACAAACUUCAGGACUGGGGAGCCAGAGCUGCACUACCGAGCCCUUCCUGCAAACAUUGCCGAGCAUGGGCUUGUCUUGGUUCUGGAUCCGCAGUUCUCUACAGGGGCGGCCGCACUGAUGGCAGUCAGGGUACUGGUCGACCAUGGCGUACCCGAGAGCAAGAUCGUCUUCGUGACGUACACAGCAGGUCGUGUCGGACUCAACAGGGUGUUGAGCGUAUUCCCGGACAUUAAGAUUGUGGUUGCAAGGCUGGGUAACGAUGAGGAGGCGCGAUGGAUCGAGACGAAGUAUCUGGGGUGCUGA